Cuscuta campestris is the source of this 2259-nucleotide messenger RNA. The record is from the annotation of a GenBank genome assembly. NCBI's taxonomy places the organism in Eukaryota, Viridiplantae, Streptophyta, Magnoliopsida, Solanales, Convolvulaceae.
GACGCCGACGAUCAUCCCAAAACUUUCACCUCCGUGGGUCCAAUCGGCGGCGAAAACGUAGACUUCUCCGCUCCCUGCUCCGUCGUCUUCCCUCCGUACGCGACGAUGCAACAGAGCGAUCUCAGCUCCAUUACGUACCCCCAGUAUCCCCAAAAUCCCAAUUAUACCCCAAAUCCUACUCCCAAUUUGCUCGAUCAUCCUCCUCCUCCUCCGCCAUCACAGCCACCACAGCCGUUUUACGCCUCCGCUCCGCCAUUCAGCGCCGGCUUCCCUCCUGCACCCGAUCACCACUCGUAUUCAUCAUCUUCUCACUCUCCUUAUCUUCACCAUCCAGAUGUUUUCGCAAGCACUCCUGCCCCGAACUUCCAAUCGUAUAAUCCACCUCCGGCGCCUUUGCCUGUGACCCAACAGCCUCAGCCUUCCCCCACAUUUCCGAGAUACGAAACCCCCGCCGGAGAUUACCAACCUCCCACCCAACAAAAUUCAUUUUAUCCACCGUAUGAUCAAUCCCCGAAUUAUGUCCCCACAAACCUUAGCCAGGCGCCCAAUACUUCGUUUUCCUCAACCUACCAGUCCCCAUACAGUAAUCAACUAAGUUCUGAUCAAGAAAAGAUGUAUAGUAAUACUAGUUUUGAAUUCGAUCACUCUAGAAGAUACAUGGAUGAAUCUGCAGGUCGUUAUGGGAGUUACGGGUCUGGGAGAGCCGAAUUGGGACAAGAUCAUUAUGGAAGACGACCUGAGAGACACUAUGGGACUGAUGAUCAUGGCGAUGGAGUGUAUGCUUAUCAGGGGAGUAGGGCUGAACCGUAUGGGGCUCGAGGAACUGCUCCGAAGUCGUCUACUUGGUCUAGUUUUGAUGAUUUUGGGAGGCCCAUUGGACUUCGUUCGGAGGACAGGCCUUCGGGCUUGAGCACGAAGACCGUUCGAGCUGUUCCUAAAGCAGAGACCCAGCAGGACGUGAAAGCAGGAGUUCAGAAGUUCAGAGUGAAGCUGCUGGCUGAAAGCGGUGGUCAGAGCACCCAAGAUGUUCUUUGCCAGAUUGGGUUAGAUGGAAUUCGUAUGCUUGACCCAAGCACAAGCCGGACAUUGAGAAUAUACCCUCUUGAUACAGUUACAAGAUGUGAGGUAUUUGAUUCAUCUACCUUGGCUUUUUGGUCGAAAAGCACCGUAGACAUAGAACCAAGGCGUAUUAGACUGAAGUCAAAUAGUUAUACGACUACAACCCUCUUAGACGCUGUUACAGCUGCUACUAUACAGUUUAAGGAGAUGGGUGGAGGAAGUAUACCGUCUGAAUCACACAAGAUGGCUGAACAGCCUGCUGAAAAGAGAAAAGGUUUGGGUUGGCUCAAUGCAAUAAAGCCCGUCAACGAGGAGAAAGAUCAUUGGGUCCCCGAUGAAGCAGUUUCGAAGUGCACAGCUUGUGGUGCAGACUUUAAUGCUUUUAAUAGAAAGCAUCACUGCCGUAAUUGUGGAGAUAUUUUCUGCGACAAGUGUACUCAAGCAAGAAUUGCUUUGACAUCUGAUGAGAAUUCACCAGUUGUCCGUGUUUGUGACCGAUGCAAGGCUGAGGUUUCUCGCAGGCUAAGCAAUGCCAAGGAAGCUGCCAGUAGAUCUACUGUGUUGCAUAGUCACGAAGACCUCGCUAAGAAGCUUCAGGAGGAGAUGGAGAGAAACAGCAAGGCAUCAUCUGGCUCCACGAGGUCAGCUGGUUCCGGAAGGAGGACGAAGGAGGUUGCGUGCCCUACUUGUACAGUUCAUUUGCAGGUUCAAGUUCCAAGCUCCGGUUCAGAGACCAUAGAAUGUGGUGUUUGCCAACAUUCUUUCAUUGUCAGUGCUCACUGAACUCUCUCACUUCUUCGCGCCAUAUUAUUACGGUAUUUAUGUGUGAUUAUGAGUUGGUUUGUGGUACUUAAUACGUUCUUGCGCCCGGUCACUUGUCUUGCGGGUUCUUGUCUUUUAUUUCCUCACCGUGCUUUGUUUUGUUGGUUAACCUUUUAAAUGCGAACAAAUUGGUCGUCUGUCGUUGCUAUGAAUGUAAAUUGAAUGCAUUGGUGAUAUGCAAAAAUUGUUACUGUAUAUGCAAAUUGUUACCUUAGUUUAUGGUAUAUUUGUUUAAAAUCUCUAUCUCAACUCUGUUUUACCCCUCUACUUAGAUACGGUGGUGAAUGACCUUCAAAUUUGACCGCUGAGGAGCAUGUAUUGUUGAUUGAAAAGCAUGGAAGUGGUGUUUGAUUUGUUGUUGAGGGGCAUGAAACAUUA